UUGUGAUCAAAUGCGAGCAAACAAAAGAACUGAAAAGAGUAGCUUUGAAGAACUUAGAAAAGCGACUACUUCUUGCCUUCGGGACGGAAACCACUUUGUUCAAACAGAGAACCUUACCAAAUAUCAUUCCUUGGUUUAUGCUUUGUGUUGUGACCCUGACAGACCGAGAGCUGAGGAACUGUACAAAUGGUUAAAGAAGACUUUUCUGGAGUAUACCAAGGAAAUAUUCCAAGAGUUUACGAAUAGCGAGUCUUAUAUAGCAUAUAAGUGUUUGAGAAAACAAAGGAAAGAAAGUUAUCCUGGAGAGCAAAGUACAGAGAAGUAUACAGAAAGCAAAGAAAACUUGAGUUAUGUCUCAACCUUAUUGGAGCUUGAGAAUGAUAACUUCGUGCAACUUAGAAAAUAUACUGUGCUCUGGGAAAGUUUCUGUGCUGGUUUACAAGCAGCUACAUUUAUUUUUUCAUAUUUGGAACGUAGUUGGAUAACAGAAAGGAAAAAAGGAGGCAUACUUGAAACUAGAGGGGUGUAUGACAUAUAUACUUUGGGUGUUUUAACUUGGAAGGACCACCUUUUCCGACAUCUCAGGGAAUGGAUUGUCAGAAACACACUCUCGUAUGUUUAUUAUCUGCGCCAAAAGAAGCUUGAUGUUCAUGUUGUACAAACUGUCGUACACAGUCUCCUACGUAUGGGUACUGUAGAAGCCAUCGUUCAAGAAGAGGACUCAGAGGAGGAGGACCUUGCAUUGUCUAUUUAUAGAAACAAGUUCGAGAAACCUUUCCUAGAGGAAACCUCGCGGUAUUAUCAUAAGCUAGGAACCGAGUUAAAGGCAAGUUAUAGGCAAGUCGAAAUUUGUUUAAAUGAAGAACAACGGUUGUCAGAACAAUUCUGUCAUUCUUCUUCCAUGGCUCUUUUAAGAAACCGUUGUGAAGAUGCUCUUAUAGUGAAACAUUUGGAUAUAUUUUACUCAUUGAGCGACAUGUAUUUAAGAGAUAGCCAAGAAGAAGAAUUGCGACUUGUAUAUAGACUACUUUCAAGGGUCCCUGGGGCAUUAAAGCCUGUUCAGGACAGUUUGAAAACCAUAUUGAUUGAUUGGGGAAGUGAAAGUCUUGGGCCUUUUAAGGAACGAACAGAGAGCAAUAUGAUGCCAACGUCGCCGCUAUUAUCAGGAAAGCAGGAUAAUGGAAAAGAUUGCAAGGAACAUAUGAGUAGUCUUGAGAAAUCUAUGAUGGAAUAUGAUGCAUUUGCAGAACAAGAAGCAGAGUCCUUCGUGAAUGCCGCAUGGAAUAUAUAUAUACAUUCUAGGAAGCUUGUAGAAGAAGCCUUUAUGAAUGACGAAGGCUUUAUUUUGGCUCUAGAACAAGGCUGCAACAAGUUCUUUAACAGCGUUUCUUGUGCUCCUCAUUUACUUGCUCGAUUCUGUCAUAAAAUGUUAGAACGGCCUGAAAGUGAUCUGGACUUUACAGAAGAAGAACGUGAAAACAGAUUGGUCAAAGUGACUCGUCUUUUCAGACUUUUAGAAGAGAAGGACCUGUUUCAGCGCCUAUAUUCAGUGAAGUUAGCGAGACGUUUAAUUUAUGGAACUUCUGCUUCGACAGAUGCUGAGGAAGCGAUGUUAGCACGCCUAAGAGAGACAUGUGGCCAAGACUAUGUUUCACAGCUACAAAGAAUGUUUACUGAUUGUCAAACAAGUCGAGAAGAGGUUAUUUCUUUUCGUUCUUCGCCAUAUGGAGGAAUUCCUUUAGGUUUUGAAUUUUCUGUUAUGGUAUUGACAGCUGGUUCUUGGCCUAUUGAUCCUUCUACCUCAAAGAACAGCUGUAAGGAAUACAGCAUGAGUUAUAGUGAUAUACAUUCGCUGCCAAGCAUGUUUUCUAAGGCUGUUGAAGCAUUCUCAGAAUAUUACUCUGAAAAAUUUGAAGGUAGAAGACUUAUGUGGCUUCAUUCUCUUUCAAAAGUUGAUCUUCGAGCCAAUCUAUGGUCGCACAAACCCAGUUCAAAAUCCUGGUGUGAAUUGCAGGUGUCCUUUCCACAAGCUCUUAUUCUUCUAAAGUAUAACGAUCGUAUCACAAGCACAUUUUCUGAAUUGCAUGACGCUACGGGUUUGGAGACUGAAGAAGUGAAACUAUCGCUGAAGAUUCUAAUUGGCUGUGGCAUUUUGCGUGUCUCUAGUAAUGACUAUGAGUUGAUAGCAGAUUCUAGCCAGUCGAAUAGAAUAGAUGAUAUUAUAGUUUCUUUGAACGAUGAAUUCUCUCCAAGGAAAAGAAAGAUGAAACUUGCCAAUCUCUUAGAACCCGAGAUGAACAAGGAAAGCUCUGAUGUAGAGAAUAGUAGGAGGAAGAUGGAAGAGGAUCGUCGGUUACAGAUUCAGGCGUGUCUUGUCCGUAUCAUGAAACGUUAUCGUCGAGCCAAUUUAUCAUUUUUGAUAGGUGAAACUGUUUCCUUGCUGAGUCAUCGAUUUAAGGCAGCUGUUUCAGAUAUUAAGCUCAAUUUGGAAUCUCUGGUUGAGAAGGACUAUAUAGUUAAAGUGGAUGAUGCCGCAGAUACUUUUGAAUAUGUGGCUUAAAAGAUGGGCUUAUUGUUCCAUAUGAUGUAAAUAUCGAUUGAA
Galdieria sulphuraria is the source of this 2602-nucleotide messenger RNA. Its product is annotated as ubiquitin-protein ligase (Cullin). NCBI's taxonomy places the organism in Eukaryota, Rhodophyta, Bangiophyceae, Galdieriales, Galdieriaceae. Bases 11 to 2560 code for a protein of 849 amino acids. Gene Ontology annotation, cellular component: SCF ubiquitin ligase complex. Gene Ontology annotation, biological process: protein ubiquitination; SCF-dependent proteasomal ubiquitin-dependent protein catabolic process. The transcript is spliced from 5 exons. Gene Ontology annotation, molecular function: ubiquitin protein ligase binding. The record is from RefSeq and is a predicted model, not a curated record.